UUGGGUGCAUGCGCGGCGGCGUCACGUGCCCGCGGCGUCCCGGGGGUGGCGGCGAGCGGAGCCCAGCGGCACCAUGGCGGUGCCGGGCGGAGGUGCGAAGGAGGACUCGUUCAACGUGCUGGACCUGGCAGAGUACACCAAGAACCGGCCCUGGUGGCGCAAGAUCUUCGCCCCCAGCUCAGGGUCGAGCGCUGAGAAAUACAACGUGGCCACGCAGCUGGUGAUCGGAGGGGUCACGGGAUGGUGCACCGGAUUCAUCUUCCAGAAAGUCGGGAAGCUGGCAGCAACAGCAGUGGGAGGUGGCUUUUUCCUGCUUCAGAUUGCAAACCACACAGGGUACAUCAAAGUGGACUGGAAGCUCGUGGAGCGGGACGUGAACAAAGCCAAGCAGCAGCUGAAGUUCCACAGCAGUGGCAACAAAAUGUCUCCAGAAGUGAAAAGCAGAGUGGAUGAGGUGAUCAUAUUUCUGAAGAAGAAUGUUAUCCUGACUGGAGGAUUUGCUGGAGGAUUCAUGCUUGGAAUGGCAUCCUAGAAACUGCACUCAACUUUCAUGCCCAGCCUCCCCUGCCCUCCUCCUCCUCUACUGCUGUUCUCUCUCACUUAGAAGUAAAAGGAUGUCUCUGACAGGCUCAGUCCCUUCUGCUCACAGGUUCCAGCCCUUUUUUCUUUACAGUGCUGUUUCUGAUUUUCAGCAUUUUCCUCUGUCUGAGCUGGUAGAGUGCUGGGAUCCCAUCUGGAAGCUUAUUACUCCCAGUGUAUUGUUGUGAUUCUUUUCCCCACCAAGUAUGAGGAGUUGCAGCCUCAUAAAUGUGUGGUGGCAGAGAAAUCUCUUGAAUGUGUUCUUCCCAGGUGCUCAAGGCUCUUCAAUGGACAUUUGUCUGCCACUCUCUGGUGUAAAACAGCUGUCAGCUGCUCACUGCUGUUUAGCUUGCACUUUUUCUACCCCUGUGCUUCCCUCUUCACAGAGAUGCUAUGUGCAAUCCAAAAUGUGCUUGGCUGUCCUAGGAUGGAUGCAGAAGUGUCAGGGGACAGUCUGAGUUGUGUCCAGAGCAGGUGGAUAAAGAGCAAGUUCGUGCUACAUGUGGUGCUGGGGGUUCUCCUGCCCUCCCCCUGCCAUUGCACUGCACAUAGAUGGCUGUUUGGCUUCUCCUCUGCUAUUAUUUAUACUCCUUACUGGAACUGCAGCACUGCUGAUGGAAACUGAGCACCAUGAGUGACACUUCAGGCCCUUUCAUCAUGUGUUCUGAAAGUCACCCAAGCUUCCUGCACUGUACAGCGCCUUUCUUGCUUGCCAGCUGACUGCCCAGCUCUUUGAGUGUGCUGAGGUGCUCUUUUGGUGGGCAGCCUUCCAGCAUGCUUGGCCUGUUUGUGCCAGGCUAGCUGGCACAAGCUCUUCCACUUACUAUAAACCACCCUGGGCCUCAGACUGGUGUUUCUAGGCUUACUGUGACCUUCUCUGGCCAGUUUGGUGUUGGUGAUGUUUUAGAGCUGUAGCUGUAUGGGACAGGAUUGUAACCAGGAGACCCCUCUUUAGGGUAUAUUGUACUGGUCCAGGCUCUCUGUUGCCAGCUCUGCUGGAAUGGUGGUGGGAGAGGAUGUGAAACCUGGAGUGCUGUCCUUGACCCUCCUGCAGGGGAUGAGGCAGCCCAGAUGCAGACCUCAGCUGGCUUUGGGCAGUGCAGCUGUGUGCAGAGCAGAACUUUGACCCCACCAGAGCAAAUGAUAAACAAACAAAUCCCUUGGAGGUGUUGUGCUCUGGCUGUGCUGUGCUGGCAUUCCAGCUUCCCAGAGAGUGGGCACUUGCAUGAUGAUGUCCUCCAGAAGGUACAUGCAGGAGCUUUCCCAUGAAUGUUUUGUUGUGCUGGUUGGUUGGUUUGGGUUUCAUUUCUCACUGCAGUGGGAAACAUGCUGGGGAAUGAUGCUGCACAGGGGUGAUGGGGAUGCAGCACCUGGCUCAGGGCUGCACCCCGUCUCCGGUGCCGUGUAAUGCUUUCUCCUCUGCUGCUUGGGCUGCACUGCUACAAACAGGAAACUUCCCCCAAGAGCUGCAGGAAGAGCUGGGGCUGGGGCUUAUUACACCGGAGGCUGAGUUGUUACUUUGCUUCAGUUCUGCUGGCUGAAGUGUCAGUGUAGCAACACUUUGACUUAGCUGAGGUUUUCCCACCUUUAGGCUGCAGGCGAUCGUGAGACAGAAGUUGGUGUCUUUGCUCCUGUCCUGCUGCACAUGGCCAAGGAGAGCAAAGGAGCAGCUGAGCUCAUGGUCCUUUUAAUGAUCUUCCUAAAAGCCACCCAGCACUGCAGGAGUGGUGUGUUGCAGCAAAUAGGUCUAAAGUAAAGGAGUGUUUGGGAGUGGAGUGACGGACGGCGGUGGUGGGUUUGUUCUUUCUGUGGGCUUUGAACCCUGCAGGGCUGAAUGUGCAUGAAUUGAUGCCUUUGUGUUGCAGGGCAUUUCAUGUUCCUGUAGGAAAACAGCAUUGCUGCCCCUCUGCCUGGUGUGCUGUGUAACACAACUUCUUCUGAGAUGCACUAAUCCCUACAAAGCCUUCUCCAACGCCAAAGCUCAAAGAGAGUCAUUAACAGGCCCUAGGGAUGCUUUUCAGGCUCAGAUAAAUCACUUUUUCUGCUCAGCCCCGGGGAAAUGUGUGCUGGGUUCUGUUCCACGGGGUCCCAGCUUGCUGCUGUGGAGAGGAAUGGCCCAGAGAGGGAGCUAAGACACCUCAGUUGCUGCUGGAAAGGGAAACAAAUGACAAGAUCAUGGUGAGUUCGAUGGGUCUGCAGGCAGGGAAGGGACAAGGACAUCAGGAUCUGGCAAAUCUUUCUGCUGUGGCAGUGUGUCAGGCUCAUGGCUGGCACCAUUUGAUGCCGUGGGCCCACACUGGAAGCUUUGAUGCUGAAUCCACCUCUGUGGGGAUGCAUUUUCAUUGUUGCAGGUGCCAAGAUGAGAUGUUGCCCCCCAGCCCUCCCCUCCCCUCCCCUCCCCUGCUCCUUUUGGUCUUGUUUCAACAACUUCUGGCAUCUGUUACAGUAUGAGAAGGUGUAAAUCACACGAGGCUUUUCAGGUGUUUUUAUAUCUUGUGUGUAAAAUGCUUGUUGAAGUGGUAUUUUAUUAAACAAAUUUGCUCUAAUAGCUUCUGUGUGAAGUCUGAUCUUGGG
Messenger RNA from Dryobates pubescens (Downy woodpecker), 3153 nucleotides. It is a transcript of the gene FUNDC2, whose product is annotated as FUN14 domain containing 2. Bases 74 to 532 code for a protein of 152 amino acids. NCBI's taxonomy places the organism in Eukaryota, Metazoa, Chordata, Aves, Piciformes, Picidae. Gene Ontology annotation, biological process: autophagy of mitochondrion. The transcript has 5 exons. Gene Ontology annotation, cellular component: mitochondrial outer membrane. The record is from RefSeq and is a predicted model, not a curated record.